AUGAUGAUGAACCCUUCCUAUGAUUAUGAUGCCGGACUACUCAGCGAUGAGAUUACACAAGAGGAUUGCUGGGGAGUUAUAGAAACAUACUUCGAUGACAAGGGUCUAGUGCGGCAACAGCUGGACUCAUUCGACGAGUUCGUGCAAAAUACAAUCCAAGAGAUCGUCAGUGAGAAUGGAGAGUUUCAAAUCAUUACUCAGGGUCAGCACAGCGGCACGCAUAGCGAUGUCACGAGACGAUAUUCGAUCCAGUUCGGCCAAAUUUACCUCAGUAAGCCAACGCACUCGGAACCUGAAGGAGAAACAAAGCAACUUUACCCACAGGAGGCCCGCUUGCGAAACUUGACGUAUUCUGCCCCGUUAUAUGUGGACAUGCGAAAGAAGGUGGAAAUAGCAGACCCAGCAAAUCCCCUAAAUCAGGAUGUUACUUCGGCAGCAGAUAUGUAUUGGGAAGUGGAGCAUGCGGAAAGUGAUUGGGACAAAGUCUUCAUUGGAAAAGUUCCGAUUAUGUUGCGAUCGAGCUAUUGCAGUUUGACUGACUUGCUGCGAGCAAACGAUGUGGAAGGAUUUGAUGUGCAAUCUGUUGGAGAGUGUCCAUAUGAUCAGGGUGGUUACUUCGUGAUUAAUGGUUCCGAGAAAGUCCUUAUCGCCCAAGAACGGAUGGCUACAAACACCGUCUACGUCUUUGCCAAAGCACAGCCAGCACCAUAUUUAUUCAGUGCAGAAAUUAGAAGUCAGCCAGAAAAAGGAUCGAAAUUAGCGUCCACGCUAUUCAUUAAAAUGCUUGCGAAGGGAGGAAAAGGGACAUCAGGACACGUCAUCCGCACAUCUCUACCUUAUAUCAAAUCCGAUAUUCCGAUUAUGGUAGUGUUCCGAGCCUUGGGCUCCAUUACAGAUCGGGAUAUUCUUGCCCAGAUUUGCUACGAUUUCAAUGACCGCGAAAUGCUGGAGCUAUUGAAACCAUCAAUUGAAGAAGCGUUCGUAAUUCAGGAUAGGGAUAUUGCCUUGGACUAUAUCGGGAGAAGAGGAACUACGAUAGGUGUCACCAGAGAUAAGCGUCUAAGAUAUGCUGCCGACAUUCUGCAAAAGGAGAUGCUUCCUCAUGUAAGCACUAGCGCGCAUCAUCAGACACGGAAGGCGUUCUUCUUUGGUUACAUGAUUCACCGACUGCUGCUGGCGGCGUUGGAGCGACGUGAACUCGACGAUCGUGAUCACUUCGGAAAGAAGCGUCUGGAUCUAGCUGGUCCACUACUUAGUGGGCUGUUCCGGAUGCUCUUUAGGAAGCUUACGAAUGACGUGACCAGAUAUACAAGAAAAGUGGUAGACUCACGCGGCGAGUUCAACUUGACAAUGGCAAUUAAGGGCGGUACCAUAACGAGAGGGCUGCAGUAUUCUCUUGCUACUGGUAACUGGGGCGACCAAAAAAAAUUCAUGCAAGCACGCGCGGGUGUCAGUCAAGUACUCAACCGAUAUACCUAUGCGUCAACCUUGUCGCAUCUACGUCGUUUGAACACACCGAUAGGGCGAGACGGGAAAUUGGCCAAGCCCCGUCAGCUGCAUAACACCCACUGGGGUAUGGUAUGCCCAGCCGAAACCCCCGAGGGACAGGCUUGUGGUCUUGUCAAGAACUUGUCAUUGAUGUCUUAUGUGACUGUUGGACAUUCGGUGGCCCCGAUUCUUGAUUUCUUGAACGAGUUCAAUAUGGAAAAUUUGGAGGAAAUUACACCAGAUCGAAUUCCCAAAGCCACGAAAGUAUUUGUCAAUGGUCAAUGGCUAGGUAUUCAUGAUGAUCCAGAUACAUUAGUCAAGACUUUGAGGAACUUGCGAAGAAAUGUAGACGUAACUCCGGAGUUAUCAAUUGUUCGAGACGUUGCGGAUAAGGAACUACGUCUUUACACUGAUGGGGGACGUAUAUCACGUCCUUUGUUCAUUGUAGAAGAGGAUCAGACACUCUCCUUGACCAAGGAAAUUGCUUUGAAAACAAAGACUGAUCCCGACACCCAAAUGCGGCAGUGUGACUGGAAUUAUCUGCUUGAAGAAGGAUCCAAUGCUGUAUAUGCGCGAAAUUACACGCAUUGUGAGAUUCAUCCUAGCAUGAUCCUUGGCAUUUGCGCUAGUAUUAUUCCGUUUCCGGAUCAUAACCAAUCUCCACGUAACACCUAUCAGUCAGCUAUGGGUAAACAGGCUAUGGGCAUUUUCCUCACAAACUAUCAAAUCCGUAUGGACACAAUGGCAAACAUUCUGUUCUACCCGCAAAAGCCGCUUGCGACUACCCGUGCUAUGGAGUUCAUGCAUUUCCGAGAACUACCUGCUGGUCAAAAUGCGGUUGUGGCUAUUGCUGUGUACUCCGGCUACAAUCAGGAAGAUUCCCUGAUCAUGAGUCAAAGCUCCAUUGAUCGAGGACUUUUUAGAAGUAUGUAUUAUCGAGUGUACAUGGACACCGAGAAGAAGGUCGGAAUGAUGGCCAGUGAAACGUUCGAAAAGCCGUCAAGGGACAGCUGUCUGCGGCUUAAGCAUGGAACGUAUGAAAAGCUGGACAACGAUGGGCUAAUCGCACCGGGCGUCAGAGUCGGCGGCGAGGAUAUCAUUAUCGGAAAAACUGUGCCAAUCAAAGAAGACAGCGCUGAGAUGGGUCAGCGUACCGCAGCUCACACCAAACGGGAUGCAUCUACUCCGCUGAAGAGUACGGAAAACGGCAUUAUUGAUCGGGUAAUGUAACUACAAACGAGGCAGGAUUUAAAUUUGUCAAAGUCCGCGUUCGUUCCGUUCGUGUGCCGCAGAUGGGUGAUAAGUUUGCUUCACGUCACGGUCAGAAGGGUACUGUAGGUAUAACAUAUCGGCAAGAGGACCUGCCUUUCUCAGCGGAAGGUAUAAGUCCGGAUUUGAUUAUCAAUCCACAUGCUAUUCCAUCACGUAUGACAAUUGGGCAUUUGGUCGAAUGUCUGUUAUCCAAACUCGCAACCUUGACCGGUGUGGAAGGCGAUGCGACGCCAUUCACCGAUCUUACAGUUGACCAGAUAUCGAGGGCGUUGGAGCAGUUUGGGUACCAAAAGCGCGGUUUUGAAGUAUUGUACAAUGGACACACUGGCCGGAAGCUGCAAGCGCAAGUUUUCUUUGGACCGACAUACUACCAGAGGCUGAAGCAUAUGGUAGAUGACAAGAUUCACAGUCGUGCACGUGGGCCCGUGCAGAUUUUGACCCGGCAGCCGGUGGAGGGUCGUUCCCGUGAUGGAGGUCUACGGUUUGGAGAGAUGGAACGUGAUUGUUUCAUUGCUCAUGGAGCUGCACAGUUCUUGAAGGAACGUCUUUUUGAUGCAUCAGACGCCUAUCGUGUUCAUGUUUGCGACCGUUGCGGUCUCAUGGUGAUUGCAGAUCUUAAACGUAACAAAUACGAAUGCCGAUCCUGCCAAAAUACGACGGAGAUAUCACAGUUGCAUAUACCGUAUGCUGCCAAGCUACUGUUCCAGGAGUUAAUGGCAAUGAAUAUUGCUCCACGAUUGUUGGUUUCGGGAUGACCUAUUUAUGUAUAUUGCAUGGGGCACUAGUUAGGAGGAGGUAAAGAUGGAGGGAGGGGUACUGUUGUUCGUUGUAUACUUUUGUGUUUAUAAUCGCAUGGAUGACGGCAUAGAGAAUGCUGCUGAAAGGGCAACAGACUAUGACGAUCGCAAAAAGAAAAUGCAAGGGAUAGUUUUCAAGAAAGGGAUGUGGGCGGAAGAAUGUCCGUUCUUCCAGAAUAGAAAUGGAUGUGAGCUCAGAA
Molecule: messenger RNA, 3757 nt
Organism: Spizellomyces punctatus DAOM BR117
Lineage: Eukaryota; Fungi; Chytridiomycota; Chytridiomycetes; Spizellomycetales; Spizellomycetaceae
Exons: 13
Coding region: 1-2718 (905 amino acids)
Biological process (GO): DNA-templated transcription
Cellular component (GO): RNA polymerase II, core complex
Molecular function (GO): DNA binding; DNA-directed RNA polymerase activity; ribonucleoside binding
Source: RefSeq, a predicted model, not a curated record